Molecule: messenger RNA, 1759 nt
Organism: Astyanax mexicanus (Mexican tetra)
Lineage: Eukaryota; Metazoa; Chordata; Actinopteri; Characiformes; Acestrorhamphidae
Gene: slc2a1c
Product: solute carrier family 2, facilitated glucose transporter member 1
Exons: 11
Coding region: 197-1651 (484 amino acids)
Biological process (GO): monosaccharide transmembrane transport
Cellular component (GO): membrane
Molecular function (GO): hexose transmembrane transporter activity
Source: RefSeq, a predicted model, not a curated record
UGGGGUAGAAAUGAAGGACCUGGAGCUGCUGAACAGCAAAGUGUUAAUUCCUAGAUGAAGCCUAUAGAUACUCAGAAGGUGCCAAGAAAGACGGAGGGCAGCUGAAUGCUGGAUGGAUCGUUAUUGAGCAGAUUUGCUGGCAGGUUUAUGCUUUCCUCUUUUCUACAUUAAGGGAGUGAGAGCUGUCUGAAGGCUGAUGGCAUACGUGGAGAGUCAGCUGACUGCGACACUGCUGACCUCUGUGGUGGCGGCUGUUCUCGGCUCUUUGCAGAUUGGAUAUCACACAGGCAACGUCAACUCUCCGGCCAGAGUUAUAGAGGAAUUCUUCAAUGCAACGUGGAAAUCAAGAAACAAUGAGUCCAUGCCAGACCACAGUCUCACCCUGCUGUGGUCUCUGUCGGUCAGUAUUAAGGAUUUUGGAGGCCUUCUGGGAGCACUGGGAGUUAAAUGCCUCGCUGAUUCCUAUGGGAGGAGAAACUCCAUUCUUAUAGCCAAUGCUCUGUCAAUACUGGGUGCCUUCCUCAUGUUCAUCAGCAAGACAGCGGAGUCCUUUGAAGUUCUCAUCGUGGGCCGUUUUAUAUUUGGCUUGUUCUGUGGUUUGGCGAUGAGUCUGAACCCCCUCUACAUACAGGGUGUUUCCCCGCUUAACCUCCGCGGUGCUUUCGCAACUCUCAACCAGGUUUCCUUUGCUUCUGGCAUUCUGUUAGGCAUGGUGGUGGGAUUAGAAACAGUACUGGGAACUGAAAAAUACUGGGCACUCAUGCUGUCCCUGUCCCUGAUCCCAGCCCUCCUGCAGUAUAUGACCCUGCCAUUGUGUCCUGAGAGCCCACGGUACCUCUUCAUCAACCAGAGCAAAGAGAAAGAAGCAGAAACUGCAUUGAGACGAUUAAGAAAAAACUCUGGCAAUGUGAUGCAAGAAAUGGAGGAAAUGAAAGAGGAAGCGUCCCACAGCGAGGCGGGAGUGACUGUCAGCGAGUUCUUCAUAAAGCGACGCUACAGACAGCCCAUUAUACUUGUUCUAAUCAUAAACCUGGGCAGUCAGUUAUCAGGCUUUAACGCGAUCAUAAAUUAUUCUACUAAAAUGUUCACCAAGGCCAAAUUUGAAGAAGCUACAUAUCUGACGCUGGGAGUGGGAGCCAUCAACGUGGCCUUCACCAUAGUGGCUUUCUUCUUGGUGGAGCGAGCAGGACGCAGAAGGUUGCUCCUCACUGGUUUCCUGUCAGUCGCACUUUGUAAUUUACUGAUGACCAUCACAGACUCUAUACUGCCUUUUGCCCCGGACCUUCGCAGCAUUCAGGUACUGGUGAUCUUCUUCCUGAUCUCAGCGUAUGAAGUGGGGCCAGGGCCCAUCUCUUGGUUCAUUGCAGCCGAGCUGUUUGACCAGCCAGCCCGUCCCAUUGCCAUGGCUUUCACCAGCAUGCUUAACUGGGGAGGGAAAUUCCUGCUGGCCCUGCUUUUCCCAGGAUUAUUGAAACUAUGUGGGGCUUAUGUCUACCUCAUCUUCAUGUCCAUGGCCUUGAUAGCGUUCACCUACACCAUGUUCCGCCUCCCGGAAACUAAGGGGCGUACCUUUGACGACAUCGCUGCAGAGUUUAGAGGAGCUGAGGGCAUCCCACUGCACAACAAGACCAGCUUCAAUACUUUCUCUUGACCACUCUUCUGACCACACAGCAAUGGAACACCUCCAGUUCAACCACAGAAGAAGAAACACCCUGCAUUUAAUUUAGUAAUAAAAAUAAAAAUGCCAUUUCUGUAUCUA